AUGACUACGGCCUUUCGUGUAUUUCAUCAUGCCCCUCGGCCAAUUCAGAUCAGCGAGUUCAAAGAUGCCCUCGACGCAGUUUGUCGUCCUCGGUUUCCAACCGCUCGCUUUGCGAGGCCGCAGCGUAUAGUGCUGGCUAUCAGUGGAGGGGUAGACUCAAUGGCACUCGCGUUUCUUAUGACCAAAGUUGUUCGCUCAUUCCGCGGCAUGAAAAUCGCGGAUAACCCAGUCUAUGGUGUUCUAGCUCUCGUUGUCGACCACAAACUACGUGACGGAAGCGACCAAGAAGCGGCAGAGGUCGCCAAAGAGUUGCGCAAACUCGACAUCAAGGCCAGUGUUUCUGCUCUUUCUUGGAGAGACGAGAAACGUCAAGGCCUCGAUCCUCGUCAGCUCCCCAAUGUUGAGGGUCUCGCUCGAACCUACCGGUAUCGCGCGCUGGGCCGCUACUGCAGCUACCAUGGUUCCAAUAGUCUUUUCUUUGCGCACCACCGUGACGACCAGUACGAGACAGUACUCAUGCGGUUGCUUGGAGGACAUGGAUACCGAGGUCUGCAGGGAAUAAGGGAGGCUAAUUCGAUACCCGAAUGCUACGAUUUACACGGCGUCUACAAGAGCGGCCUUCUCGACGACCAACUCCGACCAACCCCUGCACUCAGCUUUCGGCCAGCCCUGAAAGAAUUGAAACAUCUACGACGCAGGAUCCGUGACGAGUUGGCCCUUGAAAAGUCCAAUCUCUUGGACGAUAUCCCUCAAGAUCUCAUUCAAUCGUAUCCAGGAUCUGACAAACUCCGUGAACUUCCCGACGUUCCAUACCUGAAGCCCUUGGAAGUUGAGGAUGGCGGUGUCAUGAUAUAUCGGCCUCUCAUGGAAUUUGACAAGGAUAGACUCAUUGCUACCUGCGAAGCGAAUAAGAUCCCUUGGGUAGAAGAUGCAACCAACAAGGACCCUACAUUGACGACACGAAACGCUGUUAGACAUUUGGUUCGAAACCACAUGUUACCGAAAGCCUUGCAAAAGCCUGCUAUCCUCUCUCUAGCUAAGAGAUCGAAACAGAGGACUGAGCUUGAAGAAGCAGAAGCUAGCCGUUAUCUUAUUCGGGAGGCUGUCAUUAAAGACUUUGAUCCAAAUGCAGGAACUUUGCUGGUUCAGUUUCCGCCACUGCGCAACUUCAGCAAACGAUCCAAGAGACGCUCUUUAAACCCCGAUAACGAGCUGCGCAAGGAUCAUCGGAAAGUUGUCAUGACCAUCGCAGUUCGCAAACUGAUCGAUUUUGUCACUCCUGAAUACCAUCUACCGCCCCUCUCAAAUCUCGAAAACGCCGUGAAUACUCUCGUCCCUGGCAUGGCUUCUAACAUCAAUACGACGCCCAAGGGAUUCACCGCCGCAGGUGUGUAUUUCGAUCCGAUCGUCAAAGGAGCAUCCAUCAAAUGGCUGCUCUCCAGAGCCCCCUACACAUCAACCCAACCCCUUCCGGUUGCAAAGCUGUACUUGCCUCCGUCAUACCAACCGCCUCCACCAAAAUUCACAGAGGAGGAGUUCACCGAAGCCCCAGAGUCAUUCAAUCACAAUGGAUGGGCGAGAUGUAAGAUGUUUGAUGGUCGUUUCUGGGUGCGCAUUGGACGUAACAAAUGGCCCAUGUGGCAGGUCCACCCGUAUCGUGCAGAGUAUGCCAAAGCAUUCCGCAGGGCACUACCUCCUUUACGAAGGGCUCGACUAGAGAAGUUGCUCAAACACUACGCGCCAGGCAAGAUUCGAUACACACUUCCCGCUAUCUACGGUGUCGAACGUAAGCGGGAUCCGUAUUCGCAACAUAUCACAACGACGCUGACGCUUCUUGCGCUGCCGACUCUGGGGAUCCGUGUACCUGGCCUUGAGCGGUGGGUCAAGUACGAUGUAAGAUAUAAAAAGGUUGAUGUCUCACUGCUGGGGCAUCACCGUCGGAGGGAGAUAAAGGGGCGUUUACGGGAGUCACAAUGUGGGACAAGAAAUUCCACCAGAAAAGGCCCGCAGGCCAGCGUUGAUUGA
Messenger RNA from Fusarium redolens, 2025 nucleotides. RefSeq lists its product as uncharacterized. The record is from RefSeq and is a predicted model, not a curated record. Bases 1 to 2025 code for a protein of 674 amino acids. The transcript is spliced from 2 exons. NCBI's taxonomy places the organism in Eukaryota, Fungi, Ascomycota, Sordariomycetes, Hypocreales, Nectriaceae. Gene Ontology annotation, biological process: tRNA processing. Gene Ontology annotation, molecular function: ATP binding; ligase activity, forming carbon-nitrogen bonds.